AUGGGGUUUGUUCAGUGCCACUCCGACCAUACUUGCUUCAUCCAUCAUAAUUCAACCAGUCAGUAUAUAGUCUUGUUGGUUUAUGUGGAUGAUAUUAUUCUCACAGGGUGUAAACCUACUUCUACUCCUAUAGAUCCUAAUGUUAAGCUCACAUCAAAGUCUAGUGAGUUCUUAGAGGACCCAGACAUGUAUCAGCAUCUUGUUGGACGUCUAAUUUAUUUGACUAACACUAGACCUGUCUUGACAUUUGCAGUCAAUGUUGUUAGUCAAUUCAUGCAUGCACCUCGUAUAGAACAUCUUGAUGCGGUUCAUCACAUUUUAAGAUAUUUGAAGACCUCUCCUGGCUUGGGAUUAUUCUUUACAGUCGCUCCUCAAUCUAGGCUCUCUUACUUCACUAAUACUGACUAUACAGGAUGUAGAAUUGAUCAGCAUUCUACUUAUGGCUUCUAUCCUUUCUAUGGUGAUCAUCUUAUAUUAUGA
Molecule: messenger RNA, 480 nt
Organism: Camellia sinensis
Lineage: Eukaryota; Viridiplantae; Streptophyta; Magnoliopsida; Ericales; Theaceae
Source: RefSeq, a predicted model, not a curated record